CAGGGGGCGGGCUACAUUUGUGAUCGUUCGGGGCCCCGGGGGCUGUUGCCGCUGGAGCACCGAGUUUUCCACAGAGCUAUGUCCGACGGGUUUGAGAGGGCCCCUGGGGUCGGGAGGGGCAGAGGGCGCGGGCGGGGAAUAGAAACGGCGGAGGGAGGGAAAACACCGGGCUUCAGUGGGGCCUCGGGCGCUGGGGAUGAGCCGGGCAGAGCCAAAGCCGCGGGGAGCCAACAGCAGGAGCCGCUACGGCCGCCUCGCACUGGGCCGCCUGGAGGAGGAGGAGAUGCAGGAGCAGCACAGACAAGUCACAAAAGGACUUCACCAGCGGCCCAAUUGCCAGCUCACACUUACACAAUGGCCGUAUCUAAAGCACAGCCUGCAGAUCGUGGGAGACUCCGCUCAAACCUGUCUGCGAAUGCUGCCGAGUUCUACCCCUCAGGAUAUUCUGUAGAAGCCAAUAACUGUGUAGAAGAGAACGGCUGCUAUCCGGUGCUUCCUGAGGGGACACUUACAGAGUAUGUGCAAGACUUUUUAAACCAUUUAACUGAACAGCCUGGAAGUUUUGAGGCGGAAGUCUUCCCUUUCUCCGAUGUACUGAAUAACUGUGUUACUACAGAUGAAUCAUUGCAAGAACUUGUUGAACUUAUUUACCAGCAGGCAAUAUCUGUUCCAAACUUCUCUUAUACGGGAGCGCGACUGUGCAAUUACCUGUCAAAUAAUCUGCACAUUAACCCACAGAACCAGAACUUCAGGCAGUUAUUACUGAAGAGGUGUCAAACAGAAUUUGAAAAAAGGGAUCAGGCAGCAAAGGGUGAUGGAGCCGCCAGAAAGCAAUUUCAUGCCUUUGUACUGUUCCUGGGCGAGCUCUAUCUCAAUCUGGAGAUCAAGGGAGCGAAGGGCCAAGUGACUCGUGCUGAAAUUCUGCAGAGUGGUCUCCAAGAACUACUGAAUUCCCUGUUCUCUAAUCCAGUGGAUGACAACCUGAUGUGUGCAGUAAAACUACUGAAGUUAACUGGGUCAGUUUUAGAAGAUGCAUGGAAAGAAAAAGCUUUGUCCUGUAUGGAAGAAGUGAUGCUGAGGAUGAAGAAUGUGGUAUUGGAUGCAAACUGUAGCAGAGAUGUAAAGCAGAUGCUCCUGAAACUUGUGGAACUCCGUUCAAGUAACUGGGGCAGGGUCCAUGCUGCUUCCACCUUCAAAGAAGCCACGCCAGAAAAUGAUCCCAACUAUUUCAUGAAUGAACCUACAUUUUACACAUCUGAAGGAGUCCCUUUUACUGCAGCAGAUCCCGAUUACCAAGAAAAGUACCAGGAGCUGUUGGACAGGGAAGAUUUCUUCCGAGAUUAUGAUGAAAAUGGGACAGACGGCGGAGAUUCCUACUUUGAAGACGAUGAUGAUAAUGAGAUGGAUCCUGAAAUGGAAGAAGCCUACGAGAAGUUCUGCUUGGAGUCAGAACAUAAGAAGAAACAGUGAAACAUUAGUCACCCUGUUGGGCAGGGACAUCAAUCUCUCUCCGCCAUGUUGUAGUUUUGAACUACACCUCCCUCCCCAGUGGCAGGGGAAAGAAGCUGCACGCUGUGGGCCUCAAUAGCUGAAAGCCCCAUGGGGGGGGCAUCUCCGGUAUGAUGAUUAGUAAACAGGGGGAACAUCUCAUCAAUAAACCUAAUUUUUUUAAGAUUCAGUUUGUGCAAACCAGCUCUCUGGAAAAACUGAUACCCUGUAAGUUAAAAUGAAAGUUUGUGUAUAUAUUAGUUUAUUUUAUGUACAGAUAAAGAGGGGAAAAAAAGUGAGAAAUGUGUUUUUGGCUGCAAUAAAAAUUUCAUUUCAGA
Xenopus laevis (African clawed frog) is the source of this 1826-nucleotide messenger RNA. It is a transcript of the gene paip1.S, whose product is annotated as poly(A) binding protein interacting protein 1 S homeolog. Lineage: Eukaryota; Metazoa; Chordata; Amphibia; Anura; Pipidae. Gene Ontology annotation, cellular component: cytoplasm. The record is from RefSeq and is marked provisional. Gene Ontology annotation, biological process: positive regulation of translation; regulation of translational initiation. Gene Ontology annotation, molecular function: translation activator activity; RNA binding.